AAUUCUCUACUUUGCAUUCUUUACUUUUGCCUCAGCAAUUGAAUCAACAAAAAAAAUUCUUACUCCAACAUCCUGCGCUGGAAUAAAGAAGAGAACAGAUGGCAGAUCCGUUCAGCACAUUUUCGGUAGACGAAGAUUUUCUUGAUGCUCCCAAGUUCGACAACUCUUAUCGGGAGCGUGAAUGGAUCCUUGAGCAUAUGGCUGGUGCAUUCAGAGUGUUAGGCUCAAAAGAUAUUUCAGAAGGGCUUAGUGGACAUAUAUCGGUGAAAGAUCCAGUUGACAAUAAUGCCUUCUGGAUCAACCCUUUAGGACUUCACUAUUCAAUGAUCAAAGCUUCGGAUUUAGUGCUUUACAAUGAAAAUGGAGAUGCUAUUGGCGGAAACCCAAGUGGUAGAAUCAGCAAACCAGCUUGUCAAAUUUUAGCUGUGGUACACAAAUUGAGAAAUGCAAAAGUCAUCUGUCAUAACCAUUCACCUUAUGGUAAAGCUUAUUCUUGUUUUGGUAAAAAACUAGAAAUGAUAAACCAGGAUGUUUGUUUCUUCUAUAGGGUUCAUAACUUUUAUGAAGCUCCAAAAAAUGUUUCAGGCUUGGAGGACAUAGGAAGAAGCAUCUUCGAGCGGUUGGGAGAAAAUGGACGUGCUUUGAUUUUACAGAACCAUGGCUUAAUUACUAUAGGUAGCACCGUGGAUGAAGCAGCUUAUUUAUUUCUCUUACUAGAGAAGUCUUGUAAAAUACAGUUGUUGGUGAAUUCUGCAGCCAACCAUGGAAUUUCAAAGAAAUUGAUGGACGACGCCGAGGCAGAAGCCAAUUUCAAGAAAAGUGAUUCAGACUCCUUGUAUAAGGCGUUCCAGCCGGAUUUUCAGUAUCAAGUUUCAAGAGACGACUCCUUUCUAUCAUUCAGUAAGUCUAAAUAAUUAUUAAAUGAAGAUAGCUUUGGUGUUUGCUAGGUGGUCGAUGGCGGUAUUUAUUGUGUUGAUUGAGAAUGAUGUGAGUGUGUAAGACAUUGUAUUGACUCUCCAAAUACUGUCAAAACAUAGCGUAAGAUUAUAUAUGCAGCGUGGUACACUUCUUCAACUGCAAUCAAUACUCCAUCAUAAGAGGCAAAUAUUUUUUGACGCCAAAACCAGUUAAAAGGUAGCUUUCCGAUCUUUGGCUUAUGCCAGACUGUAGUUUCUUACAAAAUUUUACCUGCAACUGACC
Molecule: messenger RNA, 1200 nt
Organism: Pichia membranifaciens NRRL Y-2026
Lineage: Eukaryota; Fungi; Ascomycota; Pichiomycetes; Pichiales; Pichiaceae
Exons: 1
Coding region: 99-914 (271 amino acids)
Cellular component (GO): cytoskeleton
Molecular function (GO): actin filament binding
Source: RefSeq, a predicted model, not a curated record